UGGGGUGGGCCAGGAGCACAGUUCUCGCGCCCUGUGCAACGUCCAGUUGGAGAGGACGCGCUUGGCUGGGUGAAACCUUGCCAGGCUCUCAGGGGUUUAAGUUAAGUUCACCCUCUCCAGCUGUCGGAGUAUUUCAGUGGAAAAGUUUGGAAAGUGCUGGAAGGAGUUAGAAAUCGGCCCUCCUUCCGAGGCCACCUGUAAUUUGUACCGCUGUGAGGCUGCGAUAAUCCUAAAACUCGUGGGGUGUUGACUCACCCUUUGCGGAGUUUUAAGGUGUCGGCGGGUUUCAGAUCUUUUAAUUUUCCUGGGCGAGAUGUUGCUUUUUUGCUGAAACUAAGAUCAGUGUUGGCCUUAAGUGAUGACCCUGGAGAGCUUGCAGUUUGGGGGCAAUGACGUUGAGAAACAAAGCGUCAAAUUCUGUUGUUCGUUUAUGAGGCUGCAGAUGAGGCUGCUUUGUUUCCACCGAGGGCAUUUUCUGGGGACAAUAAUCUGGGAGUAGAGGACUGUUAAUAAUAACCUUGGGAGUAGAAGUUAGACCGUCCAAAAGUAAGGAUGGUCCUCUUCAAAUAUUCAGCUAUCGAAUUUGAAAUUUGUGCUGAAAAAAAUGAAAAAAAAGUUCACUGGGGCUGUUUAGGUGAAUUUUUCAAUGGAAAACCUCUCUGUUAAUUGGCUCUUUUUAUAAACUUUAUUUUUAGGGAAUUCAGUAAAAUGAUGCCAUAUUAUGAACUCACCCUUUCGUUUUUCAGGUUAAGGCACUAUUACGUUAAAAGUAAGCCUGUUUUUCUCUAAAUUAAAAAAUAAAAACAGAAAAUAAUGUAUUGACGUAACUCCUUUUAAACAUUAUAUUAAGUGACCUGCCUAUUGUUAUUUCGUUGUGUGAAAGCUAAGUGUUUUGCAUGCGGGCGUCCGUUACUCCACCACAAAUUUUCAAAAUUCUCUUUUUAAAGUAUUUUCAUAUAUAUAUGUGUAUAUAUUUUAUUAUUAUUAUUUUUUAAUUAGGCGAGGCAGUGUUGAAAGGAUGUGAAACCCAAUAUGACUCUUUGUUUACCCAAGAGCUCAAGUUAGUUUCUCUUUCAGGUUUGUUUUUACGGUGGAGAAUGGUUAACUGGAAGGAAUGUAAGCUUCAGCUUGUGAAAGUAAAUUCAUUUCUCUGAAAAUAUGUUCAUUUUAGAAUAAAUUGGCAGUUUUAAAAUGUGUUUAUAUGACAUUAUUAUUUUUCGAGUGUCUUUGCUGAGCAAGUGGAUCUGGGAUAGCCAUAAAAUAUUGUUAAAAGUCUUGAAAUUUCUAGGAUACUUUUCCCGAUGAACUUUUUUCACUAUUUCAGAAAACAGAAUCAUUUUUUAACCCCUUUCCUGGAAAACCAUAUAUUACUUUAGAAAUAGCCCUUCCUUUUUUCUAAAGGGGGAGGGAAGGCCGACGUUUUUAUUAAGCAGACAAUUCUUUGUGUUUUCUAUAAGUUAGAUAUUUGAACGAACAUUGUACUGGAUACCAUUAAAAAGAACCUUUUGCUUUGACAGAUGAUCCAUAAACACAUAGUUCAUUUGAGGUGUCUUUCUUUUUUUCUCCCGAAGUUGGGAUGGUGUUUUUCUGGGCAGCUGGCAGAUUUUCAACACUUAUCAAAGCAUUUGAAGACAGAAGCAUAGCUACUUAUUUUCUAAUAAGCAGGAGUAUUUUCUAAAACUUUAGUAAUUUCUCUAUCCAAAGACACUUUAGUUGGUAAGACAAAACGUAUUUACAUGUGAGAGAAAAACAUAAAUGAAUUAUUUCGAGCACUUUUGAAAAUGCAGCAUUGUAAGAGAGAAUAAACAGAAUAUUAUUUUCAAAGGACUCGUCCUUUGUUAACCUCUCAAAAAGUUAAUGAAGUCAGCAUUGCUGAGUAUAAAUGUCCUAUAAAAUGUUCUACAGUGGUUUGUUAAUUAAUCCUCACUGCUAUGUGAUGAAAUGAUGGUUAUUUUUUCAAGCUCAGAUGAUCUGUGAUGCAGAAGGGAUGGGAGUUCAUUGCUUCAGGCUAAUUUGAGCUCUUAGCUUGUUUAGCAAUGGGUUUUUGGAUUUGUGCUGUCUUCCAUAAAAAAGACAUCAUAACUGACCGUCAGUAAGAAGGGUGAACUUGAACCUGUCCGUAGGAGGGAUGAGUUUGUCCUCAGUCGUCUACAUAUACUCAUCUAACUCUUUGUGAUUAUGAAUAUUCAUUGAGGACAUGGGUCUAGUAUUUUGGAACCAACGUAAGCUAACUGUCCUGUAAGGACAUCGAAUAGGUAGCCCUGAUUUCAGUCUCAUCUUGAUCUUCCCAGCUAAUGUUUGUUGGUUGCAUUUAUUCCACAAAUACUUUUAUUUGCCAAGUGCUGGAGAUAGAGUUUUGAACUAGACAGACGAGAUACCUGGUCUUAUGAAACUUAAGUUCUAAUGGUGAGCGUGGGGAAGAGAGAAGAUAAACAAAUAUGAAAUUUUCAAAUAGUAGAAUUACAAUAAAAUAAAACAUGAGACUGGAAUAGUGAUGGAGCCUGGGUGGAAGGCAGCUGUGAAGAGGUGACUUUUUUUUUUUGUAUAUAUCUGUGUUUAUUUUUUAUUUUUUUAAUUUUUUAAUUUUUUUUUUUUUUUCGGGAGAAUGGCCAGCCCUGAGCUAACAUCCAUUCGCCAAUCCUCCUCUUUUUGCUGAGGAAGAUUGGCCCUGGGCUAACAUCCAUGCCCAUGUUCCUCUACUUUAUAUGGGACACCACCACAGCAUGGCUUGACAAGUGGUGCGUCGCUGCGCCCGGGAUCUGAACCCGCGAACCCCAGGCUGCCAAAGGGGAGCACGCAAACUUAACCACUACGCCACCGGGCUGGCCCCUGAAGAGGUGACUUUUGAGUUGAGACCUGAAUGGUGAGAAAGAGUCAGUCAUUUGAAGAUCUGGAAGAUCAAAACGUAGAGGCCCAAAGGCUGCAGUGAGGUUGAUCUGUUCUGAAGAAUGGAUAGAAAGCUCGCGUGAAGAGAGAACAGCAAGUGAGAGGAUGGACGGCACAAGGUGGAUGAGUUCUGAUACCCGGUUUGCAAUUACAUUGAACAACAAGGAUGCCCUCACUGGAGAUGAAGAGACCUUGGCUUCAUAUGGGAUUGUUUCUGGGGACUUGAUAUGUUUGAUUCUUGAAGAUGCCAUUCCAGCACCUAACUUGCCUUCAUCCACAGAUUCAGAGCAUUCCUCACUUCAGAAUAAUGACCAACCCUCUUUGGCUGUCAGCUCCAGUCAAUCCAGCGUACAGGAUGAACAACUGAGUGAUUCAUUCCAAGGACAGGCAGCCCAGUCUGAUGUCUGGAAUGAUGACAGUACGUCAGGGCCUAGUCAACAUUUUGAAGCUGAGUCAAUUCAGGAUGUUGUGGACAUGGAAGAGGGCACGGGUUUCUACCCCGUAGAACCAAUGCUUUGCAGUGAGUCGGUGGAUGGGCAGGUGCCGCAUUCAUUAGAGACCCUGUAUCAGUCAGCUGACUGCUCUGAUCCCAACGAUGCCUUGAUAGUAGCCGUACAUCUGCUCAUGCUGGAGUCAGGUUACAUACCUCAGGGGACUGAAGCCAAAGCUGUGUCCAUGCCAGAGAACUGGAAGCUGGGCGGUGUGUAUAAGCUGCAGUACACGCAUCCUCUCUGCGAGGGCGGCUCUGCUGCUCUCACCUGUGUGCCUUUGGGAACCCUAAUCGUCAUAAAUGCUACACUAAAAAUCAACAAUGAGAUUAGAAGUGUGAAAAGAUUGCAGCUGCUGCCAGCAUCUUUUAUUUGCAAAGAGGAACUAGGGGAAAAUGUAGCCAAGAUAUACAAAGAUCUUCAGAAGCUCUCUCGUCUCUUCAAAGACCAGUUGGUGUAUCCGCUUCUGGCUUUUACCCGACAAGCAUUGAACCUACCAGAUGUGUUUGGGUUGAUAGUCCUUCCAUUGGAGCUGAAACUACGGAUCUUCCGACUUCUGGAUGUUCGUUCUGUCCUGUCUUUGUCUGCAGUUUGUCAUGACCUCUUCAUUGCUUCAAAUGACCCACUUCUGUGGAGGUGUUUAUAUCUGCGGGAUUUUCGAGAUAGUACUGUCAGAGCUCGAGACACAGAUUGGAAAGAACUAUACAAGAAGAGGCACAAACAAAGGAGAGAAGCUCAGAGAGCGCGGCAUGUGAUGUUCCUGCCGUCCUCACCCCACCCCAUUCCGUUCUAUCCCAACCCCUUGCACCCCAGGCCCUUUCCUCCCAGCUCUCUCCUUCCUCCAGGAAUUAUUGGUGGUGAAUAUGAUCAAAGACUAACACUUCCCUAUGUUGGGGACCCGAUCAAUUCACUCAUCCCUGGGCCCGGGGAGACACCCAGCCAGUUCCCUCCACUCAGACCACGUUUUGAUCCAAUUGGCCCACUUCCAGGACCUAACCCCAUCUUGCCAGGGCGAGGUGGCCCCAAUGACAGAUUUCCCUUAAGACCCAGCAGGGGUCGGUCAACUGACAGCCGGCUGCCAUUCAUGUAAUUGAUUUGUAAUCUCACUUCUGGAGCUUGUUUUGGUUUUGUGUUUUAAAACUACAGAUGUCAUCUUGUUGGGGUGCUGAUCUCUAGUGUUUUCUGAUUGUGGUGGUGAGAAAUGCACUCAGAGAAGCCUUUCAGUAGAUCUGUUUAAAGCUCCAGGGGUGCUAUGGCCCAAAGGUUACUGCAUGACAAGGUUGGCGGUGGGAAUAGUUGGCUACUGACUUCCCUCCUCCUCUAGAAUGAAGAUUGUUCACUGAUAAUGUUCUGUACCAGAUUAAAAAAAAUUAAGUGUAAAUUACAUGGCAGUCUUGACUUUUAUUACAGAAGGAUAUCUAA
This is a messenger RNA of Diceros bicornis minor, 4796 nucleotides long. It is a transcript of the gene FBXO7, whose product is annotated as F-box protein 7. Gene Ontology annotation, biological process: positive regulation of autophagy of mitochondrion; autophagy of mitochondrion. The coding region runs from base 2992 to 4464 and encodes 490 amino acids. Lineage: Eukaryota; Metazoa; Chordata; Mammalia; Perissodactyla; Rhinocerotidae. Gene Ontology annotation, molecular function: protein kinase binding. The transcript has 9 exons. The record is from RefSeq and is a predicted model, not a curated record.